Molecule: messenger RNA, 861 nt
Organism: Symbiodinium natans
Lineage: Eukaryota; Dinophyceae; Suessiales; Symbiodiniaceae
Source: the annotation of a GenBank genome assembly
AUGGAGCGAGAUGCGAGGAUUGAGCCGGUUGAUCAGCGGUGCACCACAAUCAUCUUGAGAGGCUUGAAUAGGCAAGUCACUAGAGAGAUGAUGACGGCGUUGCUGAAUGACACAGCACCUCGUUCCUGGGAAAGGUCCAGGUAUGAUUACAUCUAUGUUCCGUGGACAACGGAUGGUACAUCUAAUAUUGGCUUGGCGUUUGCAAAUUUUGAGUCACCAGCAGCUUGCCAGGAGUAUAUGGUAACUGUGAAUCAGCGCCGUUCUUUGGCGAAGCUCUCGGAAUACCACGUGCGAUCUGUUGGUAUGGCGGCCAUUCAAGGUCGUGGCGCGAACCUCUCUGCGGUGAUUACCAAGCGCGGCUCGGAGGCCUUGACGGGUUUCGAUGCGCCACUGGUUUUCAUGAAUGGACAGCGGAGUUCUUUGCGUUCCGUCGUGGAGAGGGAGGUCGCAGGGCACUUGGCAGCCAUUGCGCUGCAGAACUUCCCUCUCGAGCGCGUCGGCUGGGUUCAGCCCGCCUUGCCCCUGCCUCGUGGUCUCGGCGCUGGUGCUCCGACAGGACCCGGGAGAACAGGAUCCGAGUUUCGGGGCGUUGCGGGUGUUCCACAACGAUGCGUGGAGCCUGCGGCGGCCUUUCAGCGAACGCCCUACGCAGCUUCCCAGAUGUUGGCGCUCCCUCCGCCAACCAACUCAUCGCUGGAGGGGAAAGGUGCUCCAGGCGCAAUGCAGGACCAGACCGUGGCUGGAUAUGGUGCGGCACUUGCAACAAGGCCCGAUCAAAUGCCUUUCCAUCCACGCGUUCGGGUGGAGACGACCUCCACUGCUGGAGCACAGGCAGUUACUCGACUUAUCUUCGAUCUGUGA